Molecule: messenger RNA, 694 nt
Organism: Stegostoma tigrinum
Lineage: Eukaryota; Metazoa; Chordata; Chondrichthyes; Orectolobiformes; Stegostomatidae
Product: troponin C, skeletal muscle-like
Exons: 4
Coding region: 14-409 (131 amino acids)
Molecular function (GO): calcium ion binding; enzyme regulator activity
Source: RefSeq, a predicted model, not a curated record
AGUGUUCAGCAAAAUGGUCUUCCAGUCUGUGUGUUUGGUCUUCCCAAAUUACAGGCGAGUCCAAAUUGUGCUGGGUAUUGUAUUACUCUGUGAUGUUAAUUCUCUGAUGAUCCCUUCUCGCAGAGGUAGUGGCACCAUUGACUAUGAAAGGUUUCAAGUGAUGACGGGGAGGCAGAUGAGAGAAGAAGUGAAAGGAAAGUCUGACAAAGACAUCGCAGAAUUCUUUCGUGUAAUUGAUGGCCAUGCUGACGGUUUCAUCGAUUGUUCUGAGCUGCAUAUUGCCAUCAUGGUUGCUGGGGAGCGUGUUGUAGAGGAGGAAGCACAUGAACUCAUCAGGGAGUGGGACAAGAACAGUGAUGGCAAACAUGACUUUGAUGAAUGGUCGAAGUUGUUGAAGAAUGUCCAGUAAAACAGCCAACAUCCCUCAGCAACCCACUGUGAUACAACAAUUUCAUGACCUGUGUGUCGUCACCCUUCUCCGAAUCACUGCCGAGACAUCUGAAAUACACACAAUGAUUGCAAAGAAUUCAAAAUCUGAUUGACAGGACUGGAGGUACAUAUAUAGCAAAGAGCUUCAUAGCUGCUGUAGUUCUCUCUUUGUGAGGAAGAAGCAAUCGCAUAUGUAUGAAACGCUCAGUGAUUUUUCUCUCAGCCUGGAACGCUGCACAAUUUAUUCAAAACCAUUUCCUAAUAA